Messenger RNA from Rotaria socialis, 756 nucleotides. The record is from the annotation of a GenBank genome assembly. Lineage: Eukaryota; Metazoa; Rotifera; Eurotatoria; Philodinida; Philodinidae.
AUGUCUAACGUUCUAGUUGAUUCACCAGAAACUACGCCAUUCAUCUCUAAACCAACUGAAACAACUGUGAUUCCAAUAAAAGAUUCAACUAUUGAUGUAGAACAUUCAUCUAGUUCAGUUACAAUAUCAAAAGAACAAUUUCAAGAAUUAUUAAAGCAUGUAGGAGAUUCGAAUCGAACUCAAUCUGGAAUAGCAAAUCCAGGUGCACUUGGUCUUGGUGGAUUUGCAUUAACAACAUUUAUACUUUCAGUAUUUAAUGCUGGCUCAUAUUUAAUUAAUAUUAAAUUAGAACCAGUUGUUUUACCAGUUGCAUUAUUUUAUGGUGGAUUGGCUCAAUUUUUAGCUGGCAUGUGGGAGUUUAAAGUAAAUAAUACAUUUGGUGCAACUGCAUUUACAAGUUAUGGAUCAUUUUGGAUGUCAUUUGCUGGCUAUGUUCAUUUCAUUGUACCGCAAAUAAAACAAGCGGGAAAUGUAAAAAAAGCCACCGGCCUUUUUCUAUUAGCUUGGUUUAUUUUUACGCUUAUUAUGAAUGUUGCUGCUGCAAAAACAUCCAAAUUUUUAUUUAUUUUAUUUACUGUACUGAAUAUAACAUUUUUAUUAUUAAUUAUUGGUAAUCUUGGUGGUUUACCCUUGAUUGUAAAUAUUGGAGGAUGGUUUGGAAUUUUAACAGCAUUUGUAGCUUGGUAUGGUUGUGCUGCUAUUGUUAUUAAUUCAACUUUUAAAAAAUCUCUUUUACCUCUCGGCCCUUUGGCAUAA